AUGAACUUGAUUCGAGAAUUUGAAAUGAAGAAAAUGAAGGAGUCUGAUGCUGUUAAAGACUAUGCUGCACAAUUUCUUUCAAUAACAGACAAAGUUAGGCUGCUUGGAAAACAAUUUUCUAAUGAGAAGAUUGUUCAAAAGAUAUUGGUUACACUUCUUGGGAAAUAUGAAGCUAUAAUUUCCUUUCUGGAGAAUUCAAAGGAUCUGUCAACUAUUAGCUUGACAGAAUUAUUACAUUCCUUGGAGGAUGUGGAACAGAGAAGACUCAUAAGACAAGGAGAUACUGUAGAAGGAGCAUUUCAAGCAAGAAUGCAUAAAAAUGUUGGAAAGAAGAACAAGAAGAAGAACAACAAGCCAAGCAGCAACAACUAG
Molecule: messenger RNA, 372 nt
Organism: Vitis riparia (riverbank grape)
Lineage: Eukaryota; Viridiplantae; Streptophyta; Magnoliopsida; Vitales; Vitaceae
Exons: 1
Coding region: 1-372 (123 amino acids)
Source: RefSeq, a predicted model, not a curated record